Messenger RNA from Lotus japonicus, 1104 nucleotides. Its product is annotated as F-box/FBD/LRR-repeat protein At4g26340-like. The transcript has 2 exons. Gene Ontology annotation, molecular function: protein binding. The record is from RefSeq and is a predicted model, not a curated record. The coding region runs from base 1 to 1104 and encodes 367 amino acids. Lineage: Eukaryota; Viridiplantae; Streptophyta; Magnoliopsida; Fabales; Fabaceae.
AUGGCUUCCAAAAAAAGAGCAACAAAGGUUGAUAGGAUUAGCAAGUUGCCAGAUGAAGUUCUUUGUCACAUCCUCUCGUUUCUUCCAACUGAAGAAGUUGUUGCCACCAGUGUUCUCUCAAAGAGGUGGAUGCCACUCUGGCUUUCAGUUCCUACGCUAGAUUUUGUUCACAGUCGAUAUGUCUAUAGCAACAAAUCAAAAUCGGACUUUGACUUCAUCAACUUCGUGUACGCUGCCAUUCUCUCACGAGAUUUGAAUCAACCCAUCAAAAACUUUAAACUCGUCGUAGGGGAAGAAUGUCCCUAUUCCGAUGUCAAGCUACGGUUAAAUGCAGCAAUACAACGCCAAGUUGAGAAUCUUGAAAUCCAGUUUUUGGAGCCACAAGUGCCUUGUUGUAUUCUCAGCUGCAAAACCCUUGUUUUUUUCAAGCUGAGUGAUGUGAAGUUUGAUGGUUUUUCUUGUGUUGACCUUCCCUCACUCAAAACACUGCAUUUGAACAAUGUUGAGUUUGUAGAGCCUCAAUAUUUGAUGAAACUUCUUUAUGGGUGUCCUGUUCUUGAAGAUUUGAAAAUAUAUGACAUAUAUUUUGAGGAUGAGUCUUCAUUUGAGGGAAAAGUUAAAAGUUUUCCCAAGUUGGUCAGAGCAGAGGUUUUCAUGUAUGGUGAUUUUCAUAUUCCUGUGAAGGCUUUUCGCAAUGUGCAACAUCUUCUCUUAAACCAGUGCCAUGGGGACAUUCCUGUGUUUCCCAAUUUAAUUUACAUGGAGCUCCACUCUUUUUAUUGGAGUUUGGUGCUUGAUAUGCUCAAUCAUUGCCCUAAGCUUCAGACUGUUGUUUUUUACCUUGUUGAUCGUGAGGACGAGGUUUGGCCAUACCCGUGCUUUGUUCCUGAAUGCUUUUCUUCACAUCAUAGGAAGUGUUUUCUUAAAGAUUUUACAGGAGUGGAAUGUCAGAAGAGAUUUGCAAGGUAUGUUAUGCAAAACUCAGCAUCGUUGUGUACCAUGAAAAUUUGCACUGCGCCAAAUCAUCGGAGAACACUUGAAAUUUUAACAGAAUUAACCUCAUACCCAAGGAGCUCUGCAGUUUGUGAACUUUUAUUUAAGUGA